This is a messenger RNA of Tupaia belangeri chinensis (Chinese tree shrew), 675 nucleotides long. Its product is annotated as ras-related protein R-Ras-like. Lineage: Eukaryota; Metazoa; Chordata; Mammalia; Scandentia; Tupaiidae. Bases 1 to 381 code for a protein of 126 amino acids. Gene Ontology annotation, molecular function: GTP binding; GTPase activity. The record is from RefSeq and is a predicted model, not a curated record. The transcript is spliced from 3 exons.
AUGCCCCUGGUGGGGACCCCAGGGCGAGCUGUCUGCUUCAGGUGGCACAGUGAGAGAUCACUGGUGAAAAGUGUCACACGGAGGCCCAGGUUCCAGGACGUGGAGACAGGGACGGAGGUGUUGGGGUUCAGCGAUGGCCAGUCAGAGACCCCACCCCAUGUCUCCUGCCCCCCCAAGGUCCCCCGAACUGAAGCAUCCACCUACAGUGCCUCCCACCAUGUGGCCUACUUCGAGGCUUCGGCCAAACUGCGUCUCAACGUGGACGAGGCCUUUGAGCAGUUGGUUCGGGCCGUCCGGAAGUUUCAGGAACAAGAGCUGCCACCCAGCCCCCCCAGCGCCCCCAGGAAGAAGGACGGGGGCUGCCCCUGCGUCCUCCUGUAGCCUGAGAGAGAAGCAACCAGCACAAGCCCUCGGGACCAGCCGCCCUGGUGCCUCGCGGUGUGACCUGAGGCCCUCGCUGAGCCGCACCUUCCUCCCCUGGGUCUCCCAGGACACACUACACCCCACACCCUCACUUCCUGGCCUCUGCCAGGCCAUCGCCACCGUGUGCCUUCUGCCAACGCCUUCUUUCCCCACCCAUGCCCCUGGUGGGGGUGAGGGGCUCCCAGGUCACUGCUGUAUAUAACUCCCCACCCACCCCCCCGCCCAGAAAAAUAAACGCCACUGCCAACAAGA